Messenger RNA from Protobothrops mucrosquamatus (brown spotted pit viper), 5781 nucleotides. It is a transcript of the gene SMAD3, whose product is annotated as SMAD family member 3. The transcript has 12 exons. Gene Ontology annotation, cellular component: heteromeric SMAD protein complex. Gene Ontology annotation, molecular function: I-SMAD binding; DNA-binding transcription factor activity, RNA polymerase II-specific; RNA polymerase II cis-regulatory region sequence-specific DNA binding. The record is from RefSeq and is a predicted model, not a curated record. Bases 1 to 1359 code for a protein of 452 amino acids. Gene Ontology annotation, biological process: regulation of transcription by RNA polymerase II; anatomical structure morphogenesis; transforming growth factor beta receptor signaling pathway. Lineage: Eukaryota; Metazoa; Chordata; Lepidosauria; Squamata; Viperidae.
AUGUCGUCCAUCCUGCCCUUCACGCCGCCCAUCGUGAAGCGGCUGCUGGGCUGGAAGAAGGGCGAGCAGAGCGGGCAGGAGGAGAAGUGGAGCGAGAAGGCGGUGAAGAGCCUGGUGAAGAAGCUGAAGAAGAGCGGGCAGCUGGACGAGCUGGAGAAGGCCGUCACCACGCAGAGCGCCGCCACCAAGUGCGUCACCAUCCCCAGCACCUGUUCAGAAGAUUGGGGGCUGCUGACAUCGGAUCUCUUAUGCACUGGACUAGCCAGCCUCCUGGAGGAGACACGGUCGCUGGAUGGCCGGCUGCAGGUCUCCCAUCGAAAGGGUCUCCCACACGUCAUCUAUUGCCGGCUGUGGCGGUGGCCAGACCUUCAUAGCCACCAUGAGCUGCGCGCCAUGGAAAUGUGUGAAUACGCAUUCAACAUGAAGAAGGAUGAAGUCUGUGUGAAUCCAUAUCACUACCAAAGAGUGGAAACACCAGUAUUACCUCCAGUUUUGGUCCCACGGCAUGCGGAAAUUCCAGCCGAAUUCCCUCCACUUGACGAUUACAGCCAUUCCAUUCCUGAGAACACAAAUUUCCCAGCUGGCAUCGAACCUCAGAGCAACUACAUUCCAGAGACACCCCCUCCCGGGUAUCUGAGCGAGGAUGGAGAAACCAGUGACCAUCAAAUGAAUCACAGUUUAGAUGCAGGUUCUCCAGAUUUAUCUCCAAAUCCAAUGUCUCCUGCACACAGCAAUCUGGAUCUCCAGCCAGUCACCUAUUGUGAACCAGCCUUCUGGUGCUCCAUUUCCUAUUAUGAGCUCAACCAGCGAGUGGGAGAGACAUUCCACGCUUCUCAGCCCUCAAUGACCGUGGAUGGUUUCACGGACCCCUCAAAUUCGGAGCGCUUCUGCCUCGGCCUGCUUUCCAAUGUCAACCGCAACGCAGCAGUGGAGCUCACCCGGCGGCACAUCGGGAGAGGAGUGAGGCUGUAUUACAUUGGAGGGGAAGUUUUUGCCGAGUGCCUUAGUGACAGUGCCAUAUUUGUCCAGUCCCCCAACUGCAACCAGCGCUAUGGCUGGCACCCAGCUACCGUGUGCAAGAUACCACCAGGGUGUAACUUGAAGAUAUUUAACAACCAGGAAUUUGCCGCCCUCCUGGCUCAGUCGGUCAACCAGGGCUUCGAGGCCGUCUACCAGCUGACACGCAUGUGCACCAUCCGGAUGAGCUUCGUCAAGGGCUGGGGGGCCGAGUACAGACGCCAGACGGUCACCAGCACUCCCUGCUGGAUCGAGCUCCACCUGAACGGCCCCUUGCAGUGGCUGGACAAGGUCUUGACGCAGAUGGGCUCCCCGAGCAUCCGCUGCUCCAGCGUGUCUUAAAGGAUGCGGAAGGUGGAAUCGGGUCAAAUCUUGCGUAGGGACAAAAGAGGUCAGCCUCCUGCCUGGCAAUGUACAAAAUACAGAAUGGAAAUGAGCAUUUAGGGUAGCGGCUGUGUCCUUCUCUUCUGUUCAGUGAAAGGUUUUGUUUUGGCCUCCUGGACAGGAGCAAAGACUUCAUCGUAAGUGUUCUUGUGUUCAGAGGAUCCACUCCAAGCUUUGUGAUGCCCAGGCGGGUCCCACGUGGGCCACUGGAGGAGAGCCUUGGCUCCAUUGGCAGCUUGGAUUUCUAAUUUAGGACAGGCAGGCUGUGGCUGAUGGGCUUUAUAACACAGGGUGGCACUUGGCAGCAAUUCUUGGGAGGCUAGAGAGCAAGGAAAUGGUUCUGUCUCCUCCUAGCCCUUCCUCCUUCCUACCUCUUCAUGCAAGAAUUUCCACUUAGUACCAGGCAUGGGGAGAGAAACCAAGACAUCUUCUAACGUUUCUUUUUGAGCCUCCCCCUGGGCGACUGGAUGUUUUUCUCUGCCAGCCCUUUGCCAACGUGGGGAGGAGGGGAUUGUCCUCCUCAUCUGCAGCCCCGAUUGAUAAGCUGCCAUUAAUUGAAGAUGUCUGGCCCCAAAGGAGGAGCUGCCUCAUCUCGUACAUGGAAACGGUUGCUUGAACUGACACUGCGAUGAUCUCAGAGCUAAGACCUCCAAUGUUAAAGGCAAGUGUCCCCAGCUCAUCCCUCGUCCUUCGGGCCAUAUUUUAAGAUUGCUUCUCCUUGGGACUUGCUUGGAUCUUGCCACUUCCUCCGUGCUGUCCUGCUGGGCUCAUGAUCCUGUCUUCUCAAGAACCUCUGAAGGACUCUGCGCAUCCAGAAGGAGAAACUUCCAAAACUGCCUGUCAAAGCAUCAGCUGGAAGGGAAGAAGACAGAGACCCCAGAGCUGUUAUGGAGCAAAGUCAGCCAGGAGAAACUUAACGCGCCUUCCUUAUCAAUAGAAUCUCCUUGGUCAUUUGACUCAUCUGCCAAAUCGGAUCUUUUCCAUCCAUAAAAUCGGAACAGCCUGACCACAGCACAGCUCCAAGAUGAUUUAAUUGACAGUUAUUACUAUUUUGAUUCUUGUAACUAAGCAAACAUCUGUAAACAUAUUUGGAGCCAUGCUUACUAUUCUUCAAAGCAGUUGUGUGUGGGUGUGUGUAUGUUUGCAAGGGUUCUACAUUGGCCAGUAAAUCUGGUUAAUAUGCUUCUUGAUUGUGAGGGCGAAAUCUGCCUGCGGUGUCUUUGUGAUCAGAUUCAGAAGUAAAUGUUAUUCAUAUCAGCCAAUCCAUCUGGAAUUAUGCAGAAAUUUGGACCUGUUUCUAGAGUCUCAAGACUUUAAAAAAAACCUCAGCAACCAGUCCCCAGAAGCUGAGACUCCAUUAUUUUUCCUCCGAAUUAAGCAGAUUUUAACUAAAACCUAAAAAGCUAAAAUAAUAUCGAAGAACACAAUUUGAAAAAACCUCAUGGUAAAGAAUAAUUUAACUGUAUUGAAUGAAUUGUGUAUUUGUUCAACUUGGUCCACUGGCAAAUGUUUGGGAAUGCUGAUAAGAAAUACCAUUUAAAUUUCAGAUUAACGUCUUGACAGAUUGUUUAAAGUUGAGUAUUAAUCUUGUCGGCCUUCAGAAACAGAAAUGGCUGCUUCAUCACGUAAAAUGAUGGAGGUUCCUUGGAAAAGGAGGACCUUAAAAAGGCUUGUUCUCAGUCUGAGUAAGAUAGGAGUAGCAUCUGAAACCCCAUUGGGGUUUUUUUAGGGUUAAAUUCACCUUUCAGUAUCAGAGGAAUGCCGGAGUUGUCUAUAAAGAUUCAGAGUAACUUUAACCCUAACCAUACGACAAUAUACAGUAUGGAAUAUUUGAAUUUCAGAAAUACUUUUAAAUAAUUCAAGGACAGAAAACUUGCAGUAUGUGUGUGGUGUGCAUGCUUUUUGUAAAAAAAAAAAAAAAAAAGAUAUAGCAGGGGUGGCUGGUAGAACAAUCAAUCCAAAGACAUUUUUGGAGGCUUUUUAAAAAAUGUGGUCAGUGUAGAUUUUUUAGGCACCCAGGAUGAAAUAUUUUGCUCCGGGUUCUGUACAGCUUUAAUCAAGUAGCCAUAGGUGUGUUCUAGCUUACUGGGAAAAACUCUUGCUGUUUUCACUGACCUUGUUUCCUCCAGAUAUGCUGGGCAUGAGCUCAUAUUGUCUCUGGGAAUUCUGAGCAUCCUAGCCUGUUGGAUAAUUUUAAGGCAGCUAGGUCCGUUAUGGUGAAAACUUAAUUUUUGGGUGCAGGGAAUUCACUUUUCAGGUUUUCUCCUUGAAACACUACAUUUUAUACUAGUUUGAGAGGCCUUUUUACGUUGAAGGAUCUGGUCAUCCAACCCAAUUAUAAUUGGAUGGUGUGGCUCUCCCGGAUCAAUCACGUACACAUAUUCUGUUUUUGAUAACUUAUUCAUUGCUGGACGGACAAAUUAUGGAUAGCCCAUGUGAAUCUGCAAAUGAACAGUGAAGAAAAUUUUAAAAGAUAGUUUUAAAUACAUAGAUAUAUAUUUUCUUAUUCAGCAUAUUAGUCACUUUGCACAAGUCAGAUUUUAUUUCUUGAGAGUUCCUUUUUGUAUUCAGUGCUCUGUGAUGAGUCUACUGGAUAAAUCAUUUCCCUGUCCAUAAAUCUUUCCAUUGCUAGCACGUGCAUGGGGCAAAACUGAGGCACGAUCAGCAUUUUCACAAACAGGAGAAGUUUCUUUAGAAAAUGUCUCUGGGUUUCUACGUUCAGUGACGAGGGAACAUUUUCUAUAGAUUGCAAACCUUGCUUCAUUCAGCCUGGGACAUCAGACCACCAAAAUGCCCAUGAAAUAUAGUUCAGCAAAAUUCUCAGAAGCAGUCUAAUUUUUUAAAAUUUCAACUGAACUCUUUGCCCUAUAGAUAAAAGUGGGAAUGCUUGUAGAAGAUCUUAUGCAAGCCAGAUAAUCUUGUGAAAUUAAAAAUCCCACCCUAAGAUUGUGUUUGUUGAUUAUGCUAAAUCAUAGUGGACCUUAUUUGAUUGUUGCUUCCCAAACUUGGGUAAAUUACCCCAAAUUGGGUAAAAGUGGUUUUCUUUGGAUAACAACACAUGAACCUAACAGGGACAUUUAAAUAAGGACUUUCUGAUAAAGAUGUUUUGGGUAAUGAAGAUAAAAGUUUGGGAAGCACUGGUUUAGGAUAUCCAAAUCCACCCAUUGGGGCUUAUUCAACAAAACAUAGUUUUGCUGUAUAUGUGAACUCACCCAGACUCUAUUCAAGUAUAAACAGAAAAAAAAUAUUCCCAAAUUGAUGUUUUUGGUAUUAUAUUGAUGUUUCAAAUUAGAUUUUUAAAUGCCCAGAAACUGCCAUAAAAUACAAUAUACUUAAGUGCAUUUAAUUUUCCACGAGCUGCAGUCAUAGACCUGCUAGAAAUGUUCUUUGUGCCUUGUUAAAGGUUGCCUGGAAGAAAUUUGAAAUGGUGCAGAGAGGCAUUCAGUUCUAGCUUCCUGGGCUCAUUAGUUGGGGAAACAGGUGUCAAGUCAGGUAAGCUAUUGCUCAGGUGUGGAUCUGACCUCUUUCAGGUCUUGAGUGGGACCUACUAGUGUCAGGCUGCAUUGGUUACACCAAGCCAUAUGCUUCGACUUAGGUUGAUAUAUUCUGCAAACUUACUAAUGAUAGUUCAGUCAACAAACUCUGAUUAAGCAUUACAUAGCACAGACAUAGGUGAACCCAAAUCUUGUUUUGCAGAUAAAAACCAACUAAAAAGCUGCAGGGCAGACUUUUGUCUGACCUGCUUCUUGCUACCUGAAAUGGAAAUUUGCAAAACAAAGCCAUACAACAUGAAACUCACACAAGUGCCAAAAUCUUGAAAACUCCUCAUUGGAAUAUCUAGAGCUGGACUUUAAAGAAAGACUUGGUUACUUUGCAAGCGGCGCAAGUGUAUUUUUAAAAGGAACCUGGAAGCAUUACUGGAUAGAAACGUUUUGCUCUACUGACCAGAUGUCCAUGAGAAGAGCACAAGAAAUGCCUCGGGCAAUAUUGUGUAAAGUAUAGGAUUGUUAAGAUAAUUGUGUACGUCUCCCUGUCCUCUGCCCUUUCAGGUUUACAUCGAUUCAAGCUCAACAAAGUUUGGGGGAGCCUGGAGCCCAUUUGUUGCUCCAGAGAAGAUGCUUCGGGCUUUUGUUGAUGGUUGAAAGUAACGUUGAAACGCCCCCCCCCUCCCAGCUGCUCUUCUCCUAAACACGAUUCUUUGCUUCACUAAUGCUUGGGCCUUGGCAGUGGUGUGCCACCCCAUGUGCCGCCUUUGAAGCCUUGGAUGACGACCACUGCAAUUCCUCUUUGCAGUGAAACGAACUCUCUUGGGAUUCACAGGUGCUGAUCUGCUAGUAGUGCCUUUGUGGCUCCCUGGCACAUACAGCUUGUUUUGGGGCU